Messenger RNA from Sesamum indicum (sesame), 1477 nucleotides. RefSeq lists its product as uncharacterized. Gene Ontology annotation, molecular function: DNA-binding transcription factor activity; sequence-specific DNA binding. The record is from RefSeq and is a predicted model, not a curated record. Gene Ontology annotation, biological process: regulation of DNA-templated transcription. NCBI's taxonomy places the organism in Eukaryota, Viridiplantae, Streptophyta, Magnoliopsida, Lamiales, Pedaliaceae.
CGUGUGUAUAAUUUAAAAAAAGUAUAUCACUUUGUGAUCCGUAUGUUCUCUCUCUCUAGAGAAAGAGAUAGCAAAACAUGAGGGAAAGGAAAAGGUAUGUGAAAAAGCUUAGGCUAAGCUAUCUAUAGGAUACAAUGAACCAAAAGUCUCUUUCUUUCUUCUUCUUCUUCUUCUCUUCUUCUACAACUUCUCCAAGAAAAAAGAAAAAUUCUCCCCAAACACCUCCUCCAACUUCAAGAACUCAUCUCCCAUGUCUGAUGAAGACAAGAUCAACUACUCUCACCCUUACGAUCGUGAUCAUCGCAACGUCAUGGGAUCAGAAGGGUUUCCAUUUUCUUUCCCAACCGAUCUCAAUUUCGACCCCUUUACAUACAGCCAUCAUCAGCUGCAAAACCCUACUGGACUUGAUCAUCAUCACUCCCAAAUGAGCUUCACCAGCUUCUUGCAUGGGGAUGCGGAGUACAACACUCUGUCAGCUGCUUUCGACCUCUCUUGUUUGUCAUCUGAAGCUGUUCAUGCUGUGAACAAUAGUUCAUCGAACAAGAAUCUCUUGGAGGCUGCAGGGACUACCAACAGCGCUUCCGAAAACCCACCUGCGACUCCGAAUUCGUCGGUCUCGUUUUCGUCAUCGGAGGCCGUCAUCGAAGAGGAUUCCAGUUCCAAGAACAGGAGAGAUCUGCAGCGGAAAGGGUGUGAAGAUGGAGAUGUGAUGAAGUCUACGAAACUCAAAGUGAAAAAGAAAGGGGAGAAAAAGCAACGAGAACCACGCGUUGCCUUCAUGACUAAGAGCGAUGUAGACAAUCUUGAAGAUGGAUACAGAUGGAGAAAGUAUGGCCAGAAAGCAGUGAAAAAUAGCCCUUUCCCAAGAAGCUACUACAGAUGCACAAGCCAGAAAUGUAAUGUGAAGAAGCGCAUCGAGAGAUCGUUCCAAGAUCCAUCGACAGUGAUCACCACGUACGAGGGCCAACACAACCACCACAGCCCCGCCACUCUCCGAGGCAGUGCCGCCAUGCUGCCACCGCUCCCAUUUCCAAGACUAGCUCAAAACUUCCUCUUCCCCAACACUUGCCCCCAAAACCACCCAAAUUCCUCCUACUACUCACAUCCAAACAUCAGUCCUGAGCAGCCUCAAAUUCUUCCUGAUCAGUCCAGCCUAUUCCCAAACAUGGUCUCAUCUUUUCUCCACAAACAUAUAUAAUCAUCCAUGAAUCAUCCUCUCCACAUACCUAAUUUUUGGCUUAUACGAUCACUCGGAUUGAGAUCGAUCAGGUCGUGGAUUUUAGGCGCGCGGUAUGGGACUUAAUUACUAGACAGGUUGUGUUCUUGUAGCUAGAUUGGUUGAAGACAUGGGAUGCCCCAUAUACAUAUAUAUGAAUGAAGAAAGGAGCACAAUGCCUGUUAUUUCCAAUUCGGGAAAGUGAUGAUGGCAUGUUCAUCAUUUAUAUAUAUAGAUCCUUCAGCUUAUUGCUUUCUUUUA